Molecule: messenger RNA, 622 nt
Organism: Eublepharis macularius
Lineage: Eukaryota; Metazoa; Chordata; Lepidosauria; Squamata; Eublepharidae
Gene: NDUFA5
Product: NADH:ubiquinone oxidoreductase subunit A5
Exons: 5
Coding region: 57-407 (116 amino acids)
Biological process (GO): respiratory electron transport chain
Source: RefSeq, a predicted model, not a curated record
CAACCCGAAGCGACGUUGUUCCUGUGUCUCCGCCCCCAAGCGCUGAAGGACGGGCAAUGGCCGGAGUGCUGAAGAAGACUACUGGGCUUGUGGGACUUGCUGUCUCUGAGGCUCCACAUGAGCGUCUGAGGAUAUUGUAUACAAAAAUUCUUGCUGCUCUGCAGAACAUGCCCAGAGAUGCAGCCUACAGGACCUAUACAGAGAAGAUUGUAAAUGAGCGGUUUGAGCUCAUAAAAACAGAGCCUGAUGUGCAAAAACUAGAAAAUAAAAUAAAUUGUGGACAGAUAGAAGAAGUGAUUUUGCAGGCUGAAAGUGAGCUCUCCCUAGCUCGGAAAAUGGUGCAGUGGCGGCCAUGGGAGCCUUUAGUUGAAGAAGCUCCUGCUGAUCAGUGGAAGUGGCCCGUGUAGUCUUCACUGGUUUCUAACUUCUGGAGUGGAAAACUACUUCAUUAAAUGUGUACUGAAUGUGGACGAAAAUUGUCUUUAAUUUAAAUGCAAUAAUAUUUUUUGCCUUCUUCAAUAUUAAUUGGGAUAUCACUCUAAAUGUUCCACAGAGUAAAGUGGGGUCUGUGUAAUUUAUUUGUUUUUCUUAAAUACUCAGCAGUAAACUCUCCUUCAAGUGG